ACCACACCUGAGAAGUGAGGGGUUCCACCUUUCUGAGACCUCACCCUGCACGGAAGGCUCAUGGAGCUCAGAGCACUGGGAGCUGGCCUCUGGAGGGUUGGCAGAUUCCUUCUGGACCUGUAGGGUGCCACUCCAGUCCAGCCACCAUGGCACAUGGCUUCACAGCGGGCUUUGACCCACCAGGUCUAGGAGAACUCAGCUCUAGCUCUCUGAGCUCCCUCUCCUCCCGAGGCCACCUGGGCAGCGACUUCGGCUCCACCGCAACACGAUACCUGUUGCGGAAGCAGCAGCGACUGCUGAAUGGGCCCCCCCGUGGAAUCCGAGCCUCAUCACCCAUGGGCCGUGUCAUUCUCAUCAACUCCCCCAUCGAAGCCAACAGUGAUGAAAGUGACAUCAUCCACACAGUCCGGGUGGAGAAGAGCCCAGCAGGGAGGCUGGGUUUCAGUGUGCGGGGAGGCUCUGAGCAUGGCCUGGGCAUCUUUGUCAGCAAAGUGGAGGAGGGGAGCAGUGCAGAGCGGGCUGGCCUAUGUGUGGGGGACAAGAUCACAGAGGUGAACGGACUGAGCCUAGAGAGCACCACCAUGGGCAGCGCAGUGAAGGUGCUGACGGGCAGCAGCCGCCUGCACAUGAUGGUACGGCGCAUGGGCCGGGUGCCAGGCAUCAAAUUCUCCAAGGAGAAAACCACAUGGGUGGAUGUGGUGAACCGGCGGUUGGUGGUGGAGAAGUGCAGUUCCACUCCAUCCAACAGCAGCUCGGAGGAUGGUGCGCGGCGCAUUGUCCACCUGUACACGACCUCUGACGACUUCUGCUUGGGCUUCAACAUCCGAGGGGGCAAGGAGUUUGGCCUGGGCAUCUAUGUGUCCAAAGUGGACCAUGGUGGGCUGGCCGAGGAGAAUGGCAUCAAGGUGGGGGACCAAGUCUUGGCGGCCAACGGUGUCAGGUUCGACGACAUCAGCCACAGCCAAGCCGUGGAGGUGCUGAAAGGCCAAACACACAUCAUGUUGACCAUCAAGGAGACAGGCCGGUACCCUGCCUACAAGGAGAUGGUUUCUGAGUACUGUUGGCUGGACCGAUUGAGCAAUGGGGUGCUGCAGCAGCUGUCACCUACCUCUGAGAGCAGCUCCAGUGUCUCCUCAUAUGCCUCCAGCGCCCCCUAUAGCUCAGGCUCCCUGCCCUCGGACCGCAUGGAUGUCUGCCUGGGGCCUGAUGACCUGGGCAGCCAAGGAACAGGUUGGGGGCGGGCGGACACAGCCAUGCAGACGGAGCCUGAUGUGGGGGGCCGUGUGGAGACUUGGUGUAGCGUGCGGCCCACAGUCAUCCUCAGAGACACAGCCAUCCGUUCUGAAGGACCCCCUCCUGCCCGCCGCCUUGACUCUGCCCUCUCAGAGUCCCCCAAGACUGCUUUGCUGCUGGCCCUUAGCCGACCCCGGCCCCCCAUCACACGCUCCCAGAGCCACCUGACCCUAUGGGCCCCCCGGGUGCUCCCUCGUGUCUGCAGAGGAGAAGAAACAGCGGAAGAAGGAGAAGUCGGGGUCCCCUGGGGAGAAGGGGGCCCUGCAGCGCUCCAAGACUCUGAUGAACCUCUUCUUCAAGGGAGGGCGGCAGGGGCGGCUUGCAGGGGAUGGGCGCAGAGAGGCCUGGACACUGGACAGCAGGAGCCCAGCCAAAGCCCGCCCUCGCCUGGACCUGGAGAAAGGUAGGUGCUGGAUUGACCAGGCA
This is a messenger RNA of Marmota monax (woodchuck), 1719 nucleotides long. It is a transcript of the gene Pdzd7, whose product is annotated as PDZ domain containing 7. Bases 147 to 1700 code for a protein of 517 amino acids. NCBI's taxonomy places the organism in Eukaryota, Metazoa, Chordata, Mammalia, Rodentia, Sciuridae. Gene Ontology annotation, cellular component: cilium; plasma membrane; stereocilium tip. The record is from RefSeq and is a predicted model, not a curated record. The transcript has 8 exons. Gene Ontology annotation, molecular function: protein binding. Gene Ontology annotation, biological process: sensory perception of sound; auditory receptor cell stereocilium organization.